AUGGCCUCACUGGAGCCAGAUGCCUAUUGGAGCUCAAAUUCAGUUCUCAGUGUCAUGGAGCUUACAAAAGAGCAAAUGAUAGCCAUCCCCCAGAGCUAUAUUUGUCCACAUCAACAGCCUCUUGCUCUCUCUGCAGAUUGCACAACUUUGCCAACAAUCACCACAAUUGACAUGAAAAAAUUGGCCUUUGGGGAGGCCACAGGAUUAGAGGUAGAGAAGUUGCGUUCAACUUGCAAAGACUGGGGAUUUUUUCAGUUGGUGAACCAUGGAGUUAGUUCUUCACUACUAAAGAAGUUGAAGAAUGAGAUUGAAGAAUUCUUCAAGCUUCCCAUGGAAGAGAAAAUGAAAUUCAAGGUAAAGCCAGGUGAUGUUGAAGGCUAUGGAACAGUUAUCAGAUCCAAAGGUCAAAAACUUGACUGGGGUGAUAGAUUCUACAUGACAGUCAACCCUAUUCACAAAAGAAAGCCAUAUUUAUUCCCAGAGCUCCCUCCAUCCUUGAGGGAUACCUUAGAGUCAUACUUGUUGGAGUUGCGAAAGCUUGCCAUGACACUUAUGGUGUUGAUGGGAAAAGCUCUGAAGAUGGAUACAAGAGAGAUUGAGGAGUUGUUUGAAGAUGGGUUGCAAUCAGUAAGGAUGACUUACUAUCCUCCAUGCUCACAACCAGAACUUGUCAUCGGCCUCAGCCCCCACUCCGACCUCACCGGCGUCACCAUCCUCCACCAAGUUAAUGAAGUAGAUGGUCUCCAAAUAAAGAAAGAUGGGGGUUGGAUUCCGGUGAGCUUCCUCCCGGAUGCCUUCGUUGUGAACGUAGGAGACAUCAUGGAGAUCUUGAGCAAUGGAGCCUACACCAGCGUUGAGCACAGAGCAACAGUGAAUUCAGAGAAAGAAAGGAUAUCUAUCGCUAUGUUCUUCAACCCCAAAUUGGAUGCAGAGAUAGGGCCUGCAAAAAGUCUUUUAAACACAGAAACCCCACCAUUGUUUAAAAGGAUUGGAAUGGAGGAAUACGUCAAAGAUUACUUCUCCCGUAACAUGAAUGGAAAGUCACUGGACAACAUGAGGAUACAAAUCGGGGAAGGCAACAAUGGUUGAAAAAAUAUACAACACAUGUAUAAUAGUACAUGAUAGUUUCGAAAUUGAAUCCUAUAAUGUUACAUAUGGUGUGUGGGUGUGGCAAUAAAGUCUUGUGUCCCGUGAUCUACGUGUUCAAAUGGUAGACAUCCAUUAACUCUUGUCAUGUCUUUCUC
Corylus avellana is the source of this 1244-nucleotide messenger RNA. The record is from RefSeq and is a predicted model, not a curated record. Lineage: Eukaryota; Viridiplantae; Streptophyta; Magnoliopsida; Fagales; Betulaceae.